This is a messenger RNA of Linum tenue, 405 nucleotides long. The record is from the annotation of a GenBank genome assembly. NCBI's taxonomy places the organism in Eukaryota, Viridiplantae, Streptophyta, Magnoliopsida, Malpighiales, Linaceae.
AUGCUGAGUUACUUGAAAUUGGGAUGGGAAAUUCUGCUCCACGCUUCCUUCUUCCACCCUUACUCCCACCUUCAUACUCAACACUACCCAACUUCCGCCGCCGCCGCCGCCGCUCACCACCGUCCCCGCGGCGGGGCCACCGCCGAUGAGGACGUCGAAUGCGCGGUGUGCUUGUCCAAGAUCGAAGAGGGGGACGCGGUUCCGGAGCUGACGUGUCGCCAUGCGUUCCAUCAAGUUUGUCUUGACCGAUGGUCAAACUACUCAAUCCUCACCCGCCGCCGCCAUCCCGCGUGUCCGCUCUGCCGCCGUUCAUUGACCGGCGCGCCGGAAGAAGUGGUCGUCGUCUUCGAUUUUGCUCGGUUCGUUUGCUCCGAUGAUGCCCGCCACACGUGGUGGCUCCGCUAA